Molecule: messenger RNA, 1104 nt
Organism: Nannizzia gypsea CBS 118893
Lineage: Eukaryota; Fungi; Ascomycota; Eurotiomycetes; Onygenales; Arthrodermataceae
Exons: 2
Coding region: 1-1104 (367 amino acids)
Biological process (GO): 3'-UTR-mediated mRNA stabilization
Cellular component (GO): nucleus; cytoplasm
Molecular function (GO): mRNA 3'-UTR AU-rich region binding
Source: RefSeq, a predicted model, not a curated record
AUGUCUGCCACCGAACAACGUGAAUCCGGCCCUGGCCCAGCUGAGGAGAACCUAACUGAGAACUUCGGUCGCGUCAGCGUAAACGAUCAAGCCGAAGCUGAGGCUCCUCCAAAGACCGAAGAAGAGUAUGCUCAGUCGAUGCUGACCCUGCGCGCCAUCGUUUCCUCCAAGGAAGCCGGUGUCAUCAUUGGGAAGGCGGGGAAAAACGUUGCCGACCUGCGUGAUGAGACUGGUGUAAAGGCCGGUGUUAGCAAAGUCGUGCAAGGUGUACAUGACCGCGUUCUCACCGUUACUGGCCCUCUCCAAGGCACUUCAAAGGCAUACUCGAUCGUGGCGAAGAGUCUACUAGAGGGUGCUCCCCAGAUGGGCAUGGGUGGAGUGGUCCAAAACAACGGCACACACUCUGUUCGGCUCCUCAUCUCACACAACCAGAUGGGCACCAUCAUCGGGCGACAGGGACUGAAGAUCAAGUACAUCCAAGAUGCCUCCGGAGUCCGUAUGGUUGCUCAGAAGGAAAUGCUACCCCAGUCCACCGAAAGAAUUGUCGAAGUCCAAGGCACCCCAGAAGGAAUUGAAAAGGCCAUUUGGGAGAUUGGAAAAUGUCUGAUUGAUGACUGGCAACGCGGCACUGGCACUGUCCUCUACAAUCCUGCCGUUCGGGCUUCCGUCGGCUCCGGCCCUGGCCAAGGCCCUGUUGCUGGAUCUAACCCUAGCUAUGGAGGAAGUAGCCGAUCGUAUAACCGUACCGGAAACGGUGCUGACUUCAGCGACCACCCAGGCAGCUAUAAUCGACGUGGAAACAAUGACAACCCAAACCGCGGCAUUCCCCUGGUGACAGAGGAUGGUGAGGAGGUUCAAACCCAGAAUAUCAGCAUCCCCUCUGACAUGGUCGGCUGCAUUAUCGGUCGUGGUGGUACCAAGAUUAGUGAGAUCCGACGAAGCUCUGGGGCACGAAUUUCUAUCGCUAAAGCUCCCCAUGAUGAUACUGGGGAGCGCAUGUUUACGAUCAUGGGCAGUGCCCAAGCAAACGAAAAAGCGCUUUACCUUCUCUACGAAAACCUUGAAGCUGAGAAGAUGCGCCGCAGCCAGCAGCAGCCAGAGUAA